Messenger RNA from Scleropages formosus (Asian bonytongue), 2402 nucleotides. RefSeq names its product dihydropyrimidinase (gene dpys). The record is from RefSeq and is a predicted model, not a curated record. Lineage: Eukaryota; Metazoa; Chordata; Actinopteri; Osteoglossiformes; Osteoglossidae. The transcript has 12 exons. Gene Ontology annotation, cellular component: cytosol; cytoplasm. Gene Ontology annotation, biological process: pyrimidine nucleobase catabolic process. The coding region runs from base 269 to 1897 and encodes 542 amino acids. Gene Ontology annotation, molecular function: dihydropyrimidinase activity.
AUGAGACUGAUCGUAACAAAUGACUGAUUUAUGAAUGGUUGGUUAUUGCAAAUCUCAGUCCCUGACUGCUACAGUAGCAACUGCACUUCAUUUGCUCGUUCACUUUUAGUUGGUACAUUAGAUAUUGAACCAGAUAGAACCGGUUUGAAGUCAUUCUGUACUUCCGGAUCCCUGGAAGAGGACACGAGCCUGGACCCGUUACUAGACCCCGUUCAGCAGGCUGCCCGUACCAGAGGUGGUCAAGUAGACUGACUGAAACUUGAGGAAUAUGACCAGCUGCAGUGGGAUCCUGAUAAAAGGGGGGAAGGUGGUCAAUGAGGACCGCUCCGUGAUCAGCGACGUCUACAUUGAAGAUGGACUUAUUAAAGAAGUGGGACCGAACAUCCCGGUGCCCAAAGGGGUGAAGGUGAUCGAUGCCACGGACAAACUGGUCAUUCCGGGGGGCAUCGACUCCCACACCCACAUGGAGCUGGAGUUCAUGGGCUUUAGAGCUGUGGACGACUUCUACACUGGCACAAAGGCCGCCCUGGCUGGCGGCACGACCAUGAUCCUGGACUUCGUCAUCCCCCGGAAGGACACCUCUCUCCUGGAGGCCUACGAAAGGUGGAGGACGAUGGCGGACCCCAAAGUGUGCUGCGACUACUCCCUCCACGUGGCCGUCACGUGGUGGGCAGACACGGUCCAGAAAGAAAUGGAGGUUCUGGUACGGGACAAAGGCGUUAAUUCCUUCAAGAUGUUCAUGGCCUACAAAGACGUCUUCAUGAUCCGGGAUUACGAGCUGCACGCUGCCUUCUCUAAGUGCAGGGAGAUGGGUGCCGUCGCUCAGGUGCAUGCAGAAAACGGAGAUCUCAUAGCGGAGGGGGCCAAGAGGAUGCUGUCCCUGGGCAUCACGGGACCCGAGGGUCACGAGCUGUGCCGCCCCGAGGACGUGGAGGCCGAGGCCACGCAGCGUGCCGUCACCAUCGCCCACGCGGCCAACUGCCCGCUCUAUGUGGUCCACGUCAUGAGCAAGUCUGCUGCUAAGGUGGUGUCCAACGCACGCAGGGAGGGCCGUGUCGUGUACGGCGAACCCAUUGCGGCUGGUCUGGGCUCCGAUGGCACGCACUACUGGCACGAGGAUUGGGCCCACGCAGCCGGAUUUGUUAUGGGCCCCCCGCUGAGACCGGACCCGAGCACCCCUGGAUACCUCAUGGACCUGCUGGCCAACGGCGACCUCAGCGUCACCGGCACCGAUAACUGCACGUUCUCCAUCUGCCAGAAGGCGCUGGGCAAGGACGAUUUCACCAAAAUCCCCAACGGAGUCAAUGGCGUCGAAGACAGGAUGUCGGUCGUGUGGGAGAAGGGCGUGCACAGCGGAAAAAUGGACGAAAAUCGAUUUGUGGCCGUCACCAGCAGCAACGCUGCAAAAAUAUUUAACCUUUAUCCCCGCAAAGGAAGGAUCGGCAAGGGUUCGGACGCCGACGUGGUUGUUUGGGACCCGAAGAGUAGCAGGAAGAUUUCGGCCAAGACCCACCACCAGGCCGUGGACUACAACAUCUUCGAGGGUAUGGUGUGUCACGGCGUUCCCGUGGUGACCAUCUCCAGGGGGAAGGUGGUGUACGAGGACGGGGUCCUGCUCGCUGCACCCGGUUCGGGGCGCUUCAUCCCCCGAGAGCCCUUUCCCGACUUUGUGUACAAGCGCAUAAAGCAAAGGGAACUGGUAGGAAACCCGAGCGCCGUGGUCAGAGCGCCGUACCAAGGCCCAGUCGCGUCUCCGCAGCCCCAGGACACAUCUGGGAAACACAGGCCUAGAGAUUUGCACCAGUCUUCAUUUACACUCUCAGGAGAUGAUAAGGCUAUAGGGGCCAGUCUGCAUGCCGGAAAGGAGAAGAGCCCGAAGCCAUUUCAGACCGAAUAGAAGAUAAUCAGAAUUUUAUGGGUCAGCGGCGAAGCAUGAAUCAUGGGCAGCCCACACAUCUGCGCACACGGAUGCCGACUGCGGCGUCUUUCAUCUGCGAAACCACCGUGACGUCGGCGUCAGGUGGGAGAGAAGCCAUAAAAACAGGAGAAAGAGCGACCCUCUAAAGGUGCUACUAAGUCCUUGAUAGUCGCUUGCCUCUGACAUUUAAACUGGAGCCGACAUUAGUCAUCAGCACUUAAACAGCACAAUGAAUUACCGUUCCCGAAAUAAAAUGAAAAAGAGAUGGUUUAUAUAAGCAAAGAGAAGUUCUGCAAGUCCACUAUCAUAUUUAGCAUCUCUCAAAAUGAUACAGUUCAGCAUAAUUCCUUCAUAGUUCAUUCCCGAGUAAUGAAAACUCACUUUCAUUGGACCAUAAAGCACAUUCAGUCCAAUUCCAGGUACAUGAGCAUACUUGCAUGUAUUAACAGGGUUUCAUACACACAUACAUAUACAUAUACACUCA